UUCAGCCGAGACGGAGAGGAGAUGAUUCACGUCAUCAUCUGGAUUUAACACUGUGAACAUAAAUUACUCUGAGCAGGUAGACACAGGUGUGCUGCACGGCGUGGGGGUGAAAGCAGGCACAGCGUCUUUAAUCUGCAGAAGAAGAUGUUCCCUGUGGAAACUCAGCGGUGGAUCAGACUGGUCGUACAAGUCAGAAGAUGGUUGACACUGAAACAUCAAAACAAGCAUCAGAACAUCAGAGUGAUCAGGUGUCUCAGUGUAAACGGGUCUAACUGCUGAAUAUGCUGUAAAACCUGAGCUUAAGGAGGAAUAGCAGACGGUGUGGGUUACUGGACUGUGCUGAACAUUCCAGAAGGAGUUGUUCAUCAGUUCGCAGAGAAAUUAAAGGAAAAAGUGGAGAAACGCAGAGCAGUUAAAUAACAUCCCAGCAGCUCCGCCGCAGCUCAGCAGAUCAGGAGUAAAAAGGACGGAUGGUAAGAAGAGAAGAUCUGUAUGAUGGAGCAUCAGAACUCCAGCAGUGGAGGAGGAGCCUCUGGCCUGAAAUUCCAGAGAGACAGUGCAGUGUCCAGCUGUGUGUCUAUGAAGAGUGGUUGGUCCAUUGGGAACCCUCCUAAUUUCAGCACAGGGGGAGGAGAACCUAGCUGUGUGUCUAUGAAGAGUGGUUGGUCCUUUGGGAACCCUCCUAAUUUCACCACAGGGGGAGGAGAAUCCAGCUGUGUCUCUAUGAAGAGCGAGUGGUCCAUUGGGAACCCUCCUAAUUUCAGCACAGGGGGAGGAGAACCCAGCUGUGUGUCUAUGAAGAGUGGUUGGUCCAUUGGGAACCCUCCUAAUUUCAGCACAGGGGGAGGAGAACCCAGCUGUGUGUCUAUGAAGAGUGGUUGGUCCAUUGGGAACCCUCCUAAUUUCAGCACAGGGGGAGGAGAACCCAGCUGUGUGUCUAUGAAGAGCGAGUGGUACAUUGGGAACCCUCUUAAUUUCAGCACAGGGGGAGGAGAACCCAGCUGUGUGUCUAUGAAGAGCGAGUGGUCCAUUGGGAACCCUCCUAAUUUCAGCACAGGGGGAGGAGAACCCAGCUGUGUGUCUAUGAAGAGUGGUUGGUCCGUUGGGAACCCUCCUAAUUUCAGCACAGGGGGAGGAGAACCCAGCUGUGUGUCUAUGAAGAGUGGUUGGUCCAUUGGGAACCCUCCCAAUCUUGGCAGUAUAGUGGUGCCUUCUGACCCAGAGAAGUGUUUCACAGAUGAAGCACUGCAGACAAACCAUCUGGCAGAAGGAACAGGUGAACGACAGCAGAAGUCUUACGAACAAGCUGAUGAUGUCCUGCACAGAGUCUUAGAGAAAUACAAAACUAACAUGAAGAACAAAUACGAGAUCUUAUUUGAGGGAAUCAAAACAGAAGAGAACAAAACCCUCCUGAACAGGAUUUACACUCAGCUCUACAUCAUAGAAGGAGAGAGUGAAGGAGUGAAUAAGGAACAUGAGGUUCUACAGAUGGAGAAAACAUCCAGGAAACAACUACAUGACGCUCCAAUCAACUGCUCAGACAUCUUUAAAUCUGCACAAGGUCUUAAAAGAGAAAUGGAAAAAGAAAAUGUUAGAGCUGUGACAGAAAAAGAGUUCAGACACAAAGCAAGAAAAGAAGACAAAGAACUAGGAGUGCAAAAUCUCAGAGCAGUUCUGACUAAAGGCAUCGCUGGAAUUGGAAAAACUGUCUCUGUGCAGAAGUUCAUUCUGGACUGGGCUGAAGGAAAAGCCAAUCAGGAUGUAGAACUCAUGAUUGUGCUUCCGUUCCGGGAGCUGAACCUGAUUAAAGACGAUCACUACAGUCUUCAUGGACUUCUGUGUGCCUUCCAUCCUGAGCUCAAAGAUCUGGAUCCAGAUAGUUAUGAUCAGAUGAAAUCUGUGUUUAUAUUUGAUGGACUGGAUGAAAGCAGAAUUCCACUGGACUUUGAAGAGUGUGAGAAAGUAUCUGACAUCACCAUGACAUCAUCAGUGGGUGUGUUGAUGACCAACCUCAUCAAAGGAGAGCUGCUUCCCUCUGCUCUGAUCUGGAUCACCUCCCGACCAGCAGCAGCCAGUCAGAUCCCUCCUGAACACAUCAACCGUGUGACAGAGAUUCAGGGAUUCAAUGACCCACAGAAGGAGGAGUACUUCAGGAAGAGGAUCAGUGAUGUAGACCAAGCUGAGAGAAUCAUCUCCCACAUUAAGGCAGCGAGGAGCCUCCACAUCAUGUGCCACAUUCCAGUCUUCUGCUGGAUCUCAGCCACUGUUCUUCAGCAGAUCAUGAAGCAGCAUCAUACAGAAGUUCCUAAAACCCUGACUGAGAUGUACUCGCACUUCCUGAUCACUCAGACAAACAUGAAGAAUGAGAAGUAUGAGGAGAAAGAUGAGAGAGACCCAAAGAACCUGCUGGAGUCCAACAGAGCCAUUCUUCUGAAACUGGCUGAACUGGCUUUCAAACAGCUGAUGAAGGGCAAUGUGAUGUUCUAUGAAGAGGAUCUGAGAGAGAGCAGCAUUGAUGUCACUGAGGCCUCAGUGUAUUCUGGGAUUUUCACUGAGAUCUUUAGGGAGGAAUGUGUGCUUCACCAGAGGAAGGUCUACUGCUUCGUUCACCUGAGCUUUCAGGAGUUCCUGGCUGCUGUUUAUGUAUUUUACUGCUAUGUGACUGAGAACAAUAAGGUAUUGCGGAUUUUUACACCAGAGGAGAAAUUGAGGAGUGCUCCACUGUAUUGCUUGCUACAGAGCAUUCUGGAUAAAGCUCUAAAGAGUCAGAAUGGACACCUAGAUCUUUUCCUCCGUUUCCUGGUGGGCAUCUCACUGGAGUCCAAUCAGAGACUUCUCUGGGGCCUCCUGGAUGAUGAAGACAGUGGCUCAGAGGACAUCAUACAGUACAUCCAAGAGUUAAUCAACAGAUCUCAAUUUAAAGUGACUUACACAAAGAGCAACUCAGAGAAAACCAUAGAGCGCAUCAAGGGCUUAAUCAAAGAAUCUGAUCGAUUUUCCCACAAACAGAGCAAUGCAGAGAAACCCUUGGAGGUAAUCAAAGAGCGUAAUGAUAAACAGACUCAGACAGAGAGCAUCUCAGAAAAAAACAUAGAGUCAAUCAAGAAAUUCAUCAAAAAACAUGAUGAACAUACAGAACAUACAGAGAAAAGCAUAGAGCUCAUCAAAGAGCAUGAUCAUAAACUGACUCAAACGGAGAGCAUCGUGGAGAAAAGCAUAGAGUUCAUCAAAGAGCAUGAUCAUAAACUGACUCAAAUGCAGAGCAUCGCGGAGAAAAGCAUAGAGUUCAUCAAAGAGCAUGAUCAUAAACUGACUCAAACGGAGAGCACCGCUGAGUUAAUCAAUGAACAGGACUUUGAACAGAUUUUUACACGGAGUAGCUCAGUAGGUUAUUUUAAAGUUCCUGCUGUUAAACUGAUUCAAACAGAGAGCAUCUCAGAGAAAAUCAUAGAGCGCAUCCAGGGCUUAAUAAUAAAAUAUGAAACAUCGACUCAAACACAGAGAAUUUCAGAGAAAACCACAGAGUUAAUCAAAGGCUCUGCUGAUCAACAGACUCAAACAGAGAGCAUCUCAGAGAAAACCAUAGAGUCCAUCAAGGACUUAAUCAAAGGACAUGAUAAACUGACCCAUGCACAGAGAAGCUCAGGUAAAACCAUAGCAUUAAUCAGAGACUUAAUCAGAGGAUAUGAUGAUAAACUGAUUUACACCAUAGAGUGCAUCAAAGACUUAGUCAGAAUAUAUGAUUUUGAUUUCAUUCAGAUAACAAACAGCACAGAGAAAACAAUGGAUUGCAUCAAUAACUUAAUCGAAGAGUAUUACUGUACACUGACCCAGGCAAAGAGCAGCUCAGAAAUAACAAUAGAGAAAAUCAAGAAAUUAAUCAAAGUAUAUGAGUAUACAUUGACCCAGGCAAAGUGGAGUUUAAAGAAAACAAUAAAGUACAUCAAGAAAUUAAUCAAAGGAGAAGACAAACAGUGUCACCUCUCAACUGAAAGAUCUCUCAAUCUUUUCCUCUGUCUGUCUGAAAUGAAUGACCAGUCUCUCUCCAGUGAGAUUGAUAAGUAUCUACAAUCCGAGAAAUGCUCAGAGGAGGGGCUGUCUCCUGGACAGUGUUCAGCACUUGCCUGCAUGCUCCUGACCUCAGAGAAGGUGCAGGAUGAGCUGGACCUGAAGAAAUACAACACAUCAGAGGCAGGUUAUAGGAGACUGAUCCCAGCAGUGAAUGUCUACAGAAAAGCUCUACUAGCUGGUUGUAAUUUCACUGUGGAUACCUGUGAAACUCUCUGCUCAGCUCUACAAUCAGAAAACUCUGCCCUGAGAGAGCUUGACCUCAGUAAUAAUGACCUGCAGGAUUCAGGAGUGGAGCUCCUUCUUGUUGGACUGAAGAGUUCACACUGUAAACUGGAGACACUCAGACUCUCAGACUGUAAUCUCACAAAGGACUCCUGUAAAACUCUCUGCUCUGCUCUGAAAUCGGUAAGGAGUUUGGAUCUCAGUAAUAAUGACCUGCAGGAUUCAGGAGUGAAUCUGCUUUCUGCUAGUAUGAAGAGUUCUCUCUGUAAACUUGAGAUACUCAGACUGGCUGGCUGUAAUUUCACCGCAAACUCCUGUGAAAAACUAGCAUCAGCUGUAAAAUCAGUCAGCUCCUCCCUGAAAGAGCUGGACCUCAGUAAUAAUUAUCUGCAGGAAUCAGGAGUGGAGCUGCUCGCUGCUGAACUGAGGAGUUCACACUGUAAACUGGAGACACUCAGACUAGCUGCCUGUAAUCUUGAGGGAAAGGCUUGUGAAAAUUUCAGAUCAGUUCUGCAAUUAGUAAACUCACCCUUGAUAGAGCUGGAUCUCAGCAACAAUGAUCUACAGGAUUCAGGAAUGGACCUUCUCUCUGCUGGACUAAAGAGUCCACAGUGUAAACUGGAGAUACUCAGAUUAGCCCUCUGUUAUCUUGGGGGGAAAUCUUGUGAAACACUGGGAUCAGCCCUACAAUCAGUAAACUCCUCCCUGAAAGAGUUGGAUCUCAGUAACAAUGACCUGAAGGAUUCAGGAGUGGAGCUGCUUUCUGCUGGACUGAAGAGUUUAUACUGUAAACUGGAGACACUCAGAUUGUCUGGUUGUAUGGUCACCAAUGAAGGUUGUUCUUCUUUGGCUUCAGCUCUGAAAUUGAACCCUUCUCACCUGAGAGAACUGGAUCUAACCUACAAUCAUCCAGGAGACUCUGGAGUGCAGCUGCUCUUUGAUCUACUGGAAGAUGCAUGCUGCACACUGGAGAAACUUCAACUGGAAUAUAGUGAGACAAUUGGGAUGAAACCAGGACUGAGGAAAUAUGCCUGUAAGCUCACUCUGGACCCAAACACAGCGCACACACGUCUGUGUUUAUCUGAGGAGAACAGGAAGGCGGAGUGUGUGCAGAAGCAUCAGCCAUAUCCAGAUCAUCCAGACAGAUUUAAUCACUAUGAGCAGGUUCUGUGUAGAGAAGGUCUGACUGGACGCUGUUACUGGGAGGCUGAGUGGAGUGGGGUGGGGGCUGAUAUAGUAGUUACAUAUAAAGGCAUCAGCAGGAAAGGAGACAGUGAUGACUGUUGGUUUGGAUGCAGUAAUCAGUCCUGGAGUCUGUACUGCUCUGACAGUGGUCAUUCUUUCAGCCACAAUAAGAAGAAAAUUGCUGUACCAGCCUCCGGCUUCAGUUCCCACAGGGUAGGAGUGUAUCUGGACUGGGAAGCCGGCACUCUCUCCUUCUUCAGCGUCUCACCUGAUACACACAGGUUGACCCACCUACACACUGUCCACUCCACAUUCACUCAGCCACUUUAUGCAGGGUUCUGGCUUGGGUCUUUCUCCUCAGUUUGCGUCUGUGAGAUAAAAUAGUUGACUGUGGAUUUUUCCGGUUAUAACUUGUCAUGCUGCAAAGCGAGCGGAGCAAAUUUACUUAAGAUUCAAAACAUGUUGUAGCUUAUGUUACAUAACAUCUUAUGGCAUUAUGUAUUUUGUGCAUUACGUUGUUAUGUAUGUAUUAUUUUGUACUUUUUUGCAGAAAACAGAAGAGCAAACACAUCCGAUUCACAGGUUUGGGAGGGUUAAUUUAAAAGUGUAUUGUGCUACAUGUUACAGAUUAUCUGUUACACAAUGUCAUUGCAACCUAAUCCAGAAGAUUAUUAUUAUUUGUAUUUGUCAAAAUCCACAUAUUCAAAUAAAUAUGAAAGAAAUUCA
Molecule: messenger RNA, 6204 nt
Organism: Pygocentrus nattereri (red-bellied piranha)
Lineage: Eukaryota; Metazoa; Chordata; Actinopteri; Characiformes; Serrasalmidae
Product: NACHT, LRR and PYD domains-containing protein 12-like
Exons: 11
Coding region: 493-5862 (1789 amino acids)
Molecular function (GO): protein binding
Source: RefSeq, a predicted model, not a curated record